Molecule: messenger RNA, 2044 nt
Organism: Clupea harengus (Atlantic herring)
Lineage: Eukaryota; Metazoa; Chordata; Actinopteri; Clupeiformes; Clupeidae
Gene: rnf217
Product: ring finger protein 217
Biological process (GO): protein ubiquitination
Molecular function (GO): zinc ion binding; ubiquitin-protein transferase activity
Source: RefSeq, a predicted model, not a curated record
AGGGUUACGAAAAGUAACCUCCUGUUACAGUGACCUCGCGAAACUCUCGGGAUAUUUAGAUUUGUUUUUAAGGAUGCGUGGUUCUCCAUUGAGCUCUUCAUCCCGGUGUGGGUGGCUAAUUAAUAUAUGUUCGCUUAGCGUGAAGACAUGAUCAGCCGGGGGUUCGUUGCACAUUGAGACAGCUACAAUACGGAUUUAUUCAGUGUUUUACGGAGACCCGGAAGUAGUAUAAGGUAGAUGCUCUGUUUGUGUGAGUUUGUUGGAGAAAGGACAACACUCGAAUGACAAGUUGAGCGUCGGUGAUGGAAAAUGAAGGCAUUGUCUUGAAUGCCUACGUGAAAAAGAUGCCGAGUUUUAUUAGCACUUACGACGAAGACAACGUGAGUCAUGAGUCCAGCGAAGUUGGGGCACCAAGCACAGAUUUUGUGCAGGGUGAUAGGGAAACCAAAGUGUGUGUUCCAGAGAGUGUUUUGGAACUGCACAACCACAGACUUGAAAACAAAGACAAUGUUGAAAGAGACAGGAAGACUACAGCGGUGGAUAUUUUGAGAAGAAAUUUUGGACGGUCUAGAUCACGUCGAAAUUUCAGUUUUACGGAGGAUUACAGAGAGCCAGAGGAUGUAGUUGUUUCAAUUAGCAACAUGCAAAUGGGGCACUCCGAAACAAGUGAAGAACAUCCGAAAAAUAAUGGACAAGUGGAAGUAAAGUUACAGUGUCAGUCGAAAUCGGAAUUGUCCGAUGAAGAGGAGGUCGAUAUUAGGGCAAAUGAUUCAGGGGAAACUUUUGAAUGUAAAGUUGAACCUAUAGAAGAAGGCAGUACUCGUGAGUUGAAACAACAUGUCUACUGUUCCGUUUAUUGUAUUGCCAACGACAGUUACAGGAAUUCUGUUGACAACACAGCAGGCGAAGAGGAAAAUCGGACAGUGACUCCCUCGACAUCGAACACAUCACUCGAACAAAACACACAAUCCCUGCAAAGUGAUUCGGAGCUUAGAGGAUAUCCCGAGCCUUUUACCUUAGCGGAUCUGGUGGAUGCUACCACGUUGAACAACUUUUAUAAUGGGGAGUCAAGUCUGUCCGUGUUGACUUGCCGCAUUUGUCUGGAAGAUAAACAAAUAAAGCCGCUGCUUUGUUGCAAAAGGGCUGUCUGUGAGGAAUGUCUGGACACAUACAUCAGUUCACAGGUGCGUGUGGGGCGUGUGGCCAUCGCCUGUCCCAUCACGGAGUGCAGCGGCUUCCUGGAGGAGAGCGUGGUGGUGGCCACCCUGGCUUUCGAGGACGUGGCCAAGUACAAGUACUUCCUGGAGCUGAGCCGCCUGGACGCCGGCACCAAGCCGUGCCCGCAGUGCAAUCUGUUCACCUCGCUCAAGAGCCGCAGCGGGGAACCCACGCCCAUCCGCAUCGAGAACAAGUACAAGAUCCAGUGUAGCAAGUGCCAGUUUGUGUGGUGCUUCAGGUGCCACGCCCCCUGGCAUGACGGCCUGAAGUGUCGGGACUACCGGAAGGGGGACAAGCUGCUGCGCGACUGGGCCGGCGUCAUCGAACACGGACAGAGGAACGCCCAGAAGUGCCCACGCUGUAAGAUCCACAUCCAGAGGACCGAGGGCUGCGAUCACAUGACCUGUACCCAGUGCAACACUAACUUCUGCUACCGCUGUGGGGAGAGGUACCGGCACCUGCGUUUCUUCGGCGACCACACCUCCGACCUGAGCGUGUUCGGCUGCAAGUACCGCUACCUGCCUGACAAGCCCCACCUGCGCCGGUUCGUCAGGGGCUCGGUCUGCGUGACUAAACUGCUGUUGUGUCCACUGGUGAUUGUGCUCACGGUGGUGGUUGGUGCAGUGGUCAUCGUCGUUGCUCUGCUGAUUUUCCCCAUCUACUGCUGCAAGAAGCGCAGGAAGAGGCCGCAAGGGACCGAGUACUGGCUCUCCUGAAGACCCUACCGUCACCACCACCACCACCACCACCAAUGCCGCUGCUGGUCCAGCCCGGCACUUGGGUCAAACAGGGACGUGGCAGAUGGGUGGGCCCCGUGGACACGGAU